Molecule: messenger RNA, 2096 nt
Organism: Salvia hispanica
Lineage: Eukaryota; Viridiplantae; Streptophyta; Magnoliopsida; Lamiales; Lamiaceae
Product: F-box protein CPR1-like
Molecular function (GO): protein binding
Source: RefSeq, a predicted model, not a curated record
GCCACAUCGCAUCAGCUAUCGACACCUAGAGAUUUACCACCGCCUCUCCGCCGCCGGUUUCCAUCUCCGACUAGUCAUUUUUUAUCACCAACCACCCCACCUGUUUUUUCUUUUUUCUUUUUUCUUUUUCGAAUUCUUCAAAAUCAAGCCAACUACAAUUAAAAAAGAACACACUUAUUGAAGAACUCACAAUCACGUAGCUCAUGUGACUGUCUCACGCCUCACGCUCUCGAAAGUUCCAUCAAUUUUUAUAUUAUAUUUUUAUUUAAAGAAGAAAAUCAAACCGUAUGAAACGGUUCUGACUUGUGAAAGGAUAGCUCAAACCUCAGAGUGAUAGGAAUGCCGAAUCUGCCGUUCGAGCUCAUCGAGGAUAUCCUCCGCCGCCUGCCGGUGAAAUCGCUCAAGCGGUUCCGCGCCGUCGCCAAAACGUGGUGUUAUUUGAUUGACAGUGACAAUUUCAUCAACCUGCAUCUCCGCCAAUCGCUGAUUUCCACCUCUCACCGCAAUCUGAUAAUCGGCGGCCUCGGCGUUUACAGCGUCGAUUUGGAGGCGCUCGACAAGGCUCAUGUCAUCAAGCCGCCGUUCUAUUACAAAAGCGUCGAUGGGAUCUCGAAUUCCUGCAACGGAAUAGUGCUUGUGAUGAGCGAUCCGCUUGUUCUGUGGAACACUUUCUCGCGAGAAUACAUGACUUUGCCCAAUUGCUCGACUGAGAUGCAAGCUCCGUUUGAAUCGUACGGUAAGGUUGCGUAUGGAUUCGGAUACGAUUCCGAGAGCGAUGAUUACAAGGUUGUUAGGGUUGCGGAAUUUAGGCAUAAGAUAACGCAUAUCUGGAUGGCUUCCGAGACGAAGAUCUUCAGUCUAAGGUCGAAAUCUUGGCGGAGAAUUGGGGAUUUCCCUUAUGCGCUGCCGUUUCUGAGGGGGAAUUGGCGCGUGCACCUUAACGGCGUUAUGCAUACUCUGGUGGAAGAUCCGGAGGAGAUUGAAGCCACCGCGGUGAUAAUGGCUUUUAAUUUGAGGACAGAGAUGCAUACUCCGAUAUUGUUACCGUCAGAGGUCCGGAUCCGAGGUGUUGAUGUUAGUUUGGAUGUGCUUGAUGGUUGUCUUUGUGUGGUUUGCACAAGUAGGCACAGGGUUGUGAUUUGGGUGAUGAAGGAGUAUGGAGUGAGAAAUUCUUGGAUGAAAUUGCUCACAAUUAGCCCUCCGUUGAUAGAACGGAAUGACAUCGUGAAGCCAUUGACUUAUUCGAGGGACGGUGCCAAGGUUUUGUUGAAUUGCGAUGAUAAAAGACUUCUUUGGUAUGAUUUAGCUAACCACACAGCUGAGGAGGUUGUUGUUGAAGGUUUGCCGUUUGUGUUUUAUGCUGAAGUUUGCGUUGAGAGCCUUGUUAAGCUUGAUAAUAGCGUGGCUGAGGUUAAGAAAAAGGUGCAGCGGAAGGAGAAAAGGAAGGGGAAGAUCAGAAGUACAAGGGAUGACUUCUUGUCCGAGGGGUUCAAGUUGGUACUCUAACAUAAGGAACACAAGUAAUAGAAGAAGAGCGGUUGCAUCCAGCACCCAAGAUGUUCUGGUUGCAAGAAGCUGGCAGCUCGGGCGACGAAGAAUUAACAGGAAAAAGUUCACUCAAUUCUUCUGUCAACCUCUUUGUUCACGGUUCCUCCAAGGCUGCUCUUCUGGUAGAGCUGGUUAUAUAGCAUAUCAACAAGAGGUUAUGAAAUACUAUAAAUGAUCUCUUAUACAGAAGGAUGUACUGGGACACACACAGGUCACCUUUUGCUGUUGGAACAGUUGGCAAGUGAUGCAGCCAAUGACAUCCCUACUUCUUUGUAGGAGGUUGCAACACAAGCCAAAGAGGCUGAACCGUUUUUUUUAUCUGAGUUCUCUUUUGUGAGUGCUCAAAGUUUCAGUCCACACUAUACUAUAACCCAAUGCAUAUCUGAGUUGUCUAAUAUUACAAAAACUGAUACAUGUGCGUGCGACUGCUAACAGACAUGUUUGGUACUGUAUUGACUUUGAUGUGUUGCGUUUGAACUCUCAGUUCACGGUAUAUAUCAGUGGAUAUUUGUGACGGUAUUAUGAUAAAAACACCACCUUCAUUUUCA